Linum trigynum is the source of this 5644-nucleotide messenger RNA. NCBI's taxonomy places the organism in Eukaryota, Viridiplantae, Streptophyta, Magnoliopsida, Malpighiales, Linaceae. The record is from the annotation of a GenBank genome assembly.
UGAUCAUGUUGAGUUCUUAUCUUGAACUUAUCCAACUUCUGAUAAAUAGUAAAUAGAUAACCUGACACAAUUGUUUUCAAGCAUAAACAAAAAUAAAUUAUACUCAACUCAAAAAAAUAUUUGACAGAAUAUGGCAAGAAAAGCUCCAAAGCAAGGGAGCAGCCCACAUUGAGCCAACCAGUGGGGCCUUUAAAAGGAACCUCCAGGAUGUGAACUAUGAAAAGGAAAAGAAGGGACCAUGCAAACAAAACCAAGGCCAAAAAAAAUAAAAAAUGCUCUGCUCGCCUCACUCUGAAACCGAAAGCUUACUAUUUUACUAUUCUUUUUCCCUCCCCAGUCUCCAUCUCAUUCCACUAAUCACUGUUUGUACUCUGAUUGUCUCCUUUAAAAAUGGUUCCUUCAUUUCAAUUCCCCCCCUUCUUUCCUUUCCUUUCCCUUGCUUUGCUUUGCAUGCAUUUCUUUCAUGCCCUGAACUGUGGAAGGAAUAAAGCCUCUGCGCCCCACAUCAAGAAUCUUUCUUUUCGCUCUUUUUAUCCAUGGCGGUGGCCUAAUUAUUGUUCUCUUUUGGACCCUGAAAAAGAGGCAUUCUACACUUGGUAAACAUAUAUCUUUCAACUUGAGUAACCAAAAUUUGAAACCCCAAAUCAGCUUCUUUCUCUUAAGGCAAUCUUCCAUUCCCUGUACAGGACUGCCUAUUUUGGUUAGCAGGUAUCUCUCUGUCACUCCAAUCUGUCCACUUUAGUUUUUGGUCCAGUAGACUGCAAGUGGGCUCAGUGAUCAGUAGAAUUUUCUUGUAGAAGGGUCUCUCCGGUCCCAACCUUCACUGUCAAAGUUGGGUGAAUUUGAUCAGAUUUUGUUUUCAACUGUUUUUUCCCCCCUUCCUUUUUAUCUUAAAGUCUGGGGCUUUCUUUCUUUUUUCUGCUGCUCAUCACUGGCCCAGAUGGCUUGCUGCAGAAUUGGUUGCUGUUGGGUGGUCUUUUUGAAUGCGUUUCAACAAGUGUGAAAUGCAAGUUUAUGGGGAAUAAAAUAAAUAGCUUUGUCCUCUUUUUGUUUUUCUUCUGAAGUGGGUUUAUGGCGGUUUUGAAGAAAUCUCAGUCUCUUUUGGGGAGAUGGGUUGCAGACGCACUGUUUGUGGAAUUUCCUCUUUGCAGUUCCCAGUUGCCUUUCCACUUGGAGGAUUAACCAGUUACUUGUGGGUUUUGUGUUGCUUGCUACUGACUUAGCUGAUUAAGCCCAGCUGAAAACAGGACUACUUGCUUAGAAAGGUAAGAUUUUCUUCCUCCAAACAUAACCCAAAAUUCAUCUGUUUUCUUGUGCAAUAAUAGGAAGGCAUUAUUAGUUAGCUAAGUCCAUUUCCAUCAUAAAAGGUUCGUUGUAAGCUUAAUUGGCUGCUUCAUGUUCUUGCCUUGUAACAGCUUUGCAAACUCUCUUCUUUUGGGUGGCAAUGGAGGGGUUUCAGAACUCUGCUAUAGUGGUACUACUUUCCGUGAUCAUCUUCCUUUCAAUUAAUCACUCAGAGCAACUCCAAUCCUCCCAGGGUCAAACCCUCCUAAGGAUUCAGCGGCUUUUGAGCAAUCCAUCCGUCUUAAGCACCUGGAACAGCUCCACUGAUUUCUGCAGCAUAGAUCCCACUCUAUCUGUAACUGUGGUCUGCUACGAGGAUACCAUAACCCAGCUCCACAUCAUUGGCAACAAGGGAAGCUCUCUUCUCCCUAAAAACUUUUCCAUGGAAUCUUUUGUCACAACUCUUGUCGCUCUUCCAACCCUCAAAGUCCUCACACUAUCUUCUCUUGGUUUAUGGGGUUCACUACCUGGCAAAAUCGCUCGUUUGUCAUCUUUAGAAAUUCUGAACAUAAGCGCCAAUUUUCUGUAUGAUACCAUCCCAGGAGAGCUCUCAUCACUGUCUACCCUCCAAUCACUGGCACUCGAUGAUAACAUGUUUUCUGGGGAGCUGCCACUUUGGCUUGGGUCGCUCCCGAUACUGUCUGUUCUUAGUUUGAAGAAGAACAUGUUCAAUGGUACAUUACCUAACUCAUUAAGCAAUUUGGAGAAUCUCAGAGUUCUUUCACUUUCACACAACUACUUCCGUGGUGAAGUACCGGACUUAAGCCGGUUGACCAACCUUCAGGUGCUUGAUUUGGAAGAUAAUGACUUUGGAACCAAGUUUCCUCAGCUAGGGAACAAGUUGGUCACUUUGGUAUUGAGCAAGAACAAGUUCAGAGAUGGACUCCCUGCUGAAAUAAGCUCUUACUAUCAGUUGGAACGGGUUGAUCUCUCAAAUAAUAACUUCGUGGGGCCAUUUCCACCGUCGUUGUUGGCAUUGCCUUCUGUUACUUAUUUAAACGUGGCGAGCAACAAGUUUACUGGAAUGCUCUUUGAGAACCAAUCAUGUAGUGGUCAACUGAAGUUUGUUGACUUGUCAUUCAACCUUCUGACUGGACAUCUGCCUAAGUGUCUUCACCCCAAGAAAACUGUUGUAUCAGAUGGGAACUGCCUGGAAACUGUUGAUGAUCGAAGCCAAAACCCGGUUUCGUUCUGUCACAAUGAAGCCUUAGCAGUUGGUGUCAUUCCACAGAUGAAGAGCAGGGAAGGAAAAAGCUCUAAAGCAGCAAUUAUUUCCCUGGGUGUAAUUGGUGGAGUUGUUGGAGGCAUUGCAUUGGUUGCUUUGGCUUUCUUGUUGGUUAGAAAGGCGAACACCUCGAAGGCGGUCCAGAAACAUCCGACGAGGCUAAUUUUGGAGGAUGCAUCAGCUGGUUAUCCAUCUAAGUUGCUUCAAGAUGCAAGAUAUAUCUCUCAAACAAUGAGAUUAGGAGCACUUGACCUCCCAGCAUACCGAUCCUUUUCGUUGGAAGAGAUCGAGGAGGCUACGAACAACUUUGAGUCAUCAGCAUUCAUCGGUGAAAGUUCUCAUGGACAGAUGUACAAGGGUAGGCUGAAGGAUGGAUCUUGUGUAGUGAUUAGAUGCCUGAAAAUGAAAAGAAGCUACAGUACACAAACAUUCAUGCAUCAGAUAGAGCUGAUCUCGAAACUCAGGCACAGACAUCUGGCAAGUGCUCUAGGGCACUGCUUCGAGUGCUACUUGGAUGAUUCGAGCGUCAGCAGAAUAUUUCUCCUGUUUGAACAUGUAUCAAAUGGGAACCUAAGGAGCUGGGUCGCUGAGAGACAUGCUAGGCAAAAGCUCAACUGGACACAAAGACUAGCAGCUGCAAUUGGGGUGGCCAAAGGGAUGCAGUUUCUGCACACAGGAAUUGUGCCUGGUGUAUACUCAAAUAAUCUGAAGAUAACAGAUGUUCAGCUGGAUCAGAACCUUGUGGCGAAAGUCAGCAGUUAUAACCUGCCAUUACUUGCAGAGAUCACAGGACAGGCUGGCCGCCUGACUUCUUCAGCUGGAUCCAAAGUCCCUGCAAGGGCCAAUCAAGAAGCGAAAGCGGACAUCUACGACUUUGGCAUCAUACUCUUAGAGAUCAUCGUGGGGAGACCAUUGCAAUCUAGGAAUGAAGUAGAUGCUAUAAAAGACCAACUUCAAGCAGCUAUAGCAUCAGAUGCAGCUACGAGGAGAAGCAUGGUCGAUCGAGCUGUUCAAAGGGGAAGCUCGAUUCAGUCGGUGAAGACGACAAUGGAGAUCUGCAUGAGGUGCCUAAACAAGAACCCUGUGGAUAGGCCUUCCGUGGAGGACGUGCUGUGGAACUUGCAGUUUGCUGCUCAAUCGCAGAGCAACGAAGUGUCUCCUUCCUCGCCUGGGCAGUUUAAUCACCAACUACGUCUCAGCAUCCUGUGAUAAAAUCAUGAACGCAGAAUUGAAGAAAUGGGUUUAAAUAUAUGGUUGUACCAUGAAAUUAACAAAUGGUGUAUAAGCUGUAAUUUAUGUAUACAAGAGAUCAUUGGAAGGUACACAGAAAGUGUAUUAAACUAUCACAUCAAUUGUAAGUUUGAUGUGGAAUAGUCUUUGUUGUCACCUUUUGGUCAAUUAUCAAUUAGAUCAUGAGUGAAUUAGUGAAAAAAUUAAUGACAAAGAAGCAAUACUGAAAAAGUUGGUUUGGGCACUAACGGUAAGUUGAACUACGGUUAAAUCACAGUUUUAUCAUAAAAUACUUUAUCGCUAACUUUUUCGAUACGGUCUUCGGUAUAGUUCCAUGGAAAAAACUAGGGUAAAUACAAUUUUAAUAUCCAAACCUUUCAUUUUAAACAAUAUAAUAGCCAAACCUUUUCGAAAACAAUCUAAUAUCCAAAUCGUCAACUUUUCGUUCGUUUGACCGUUAGUUGACACUUCAAAAAAGCUUUGUUUAGGGGAAAUUGUCACAAUACAACUUUGUUUCUUGUUUUGGCAUUGCAGAUGACUGAAUAUUAAGAUAUUCUAUACCAUCAUGGUGGAGUCGUGGACUUCUCGGGUUUGGAACUACAAUAUGUUGGUGGUUUUUCAGAGAAGAUAUCGAUGGAUAUUGAUGAAGUGUCAUACUUCGAACUUUUUUGAAGUGUCAACUAACGUUCAAACAGACAGAAAGUUGACGAUUUGGAUAUUAAAUUGUUUUCGAAAAGGUUUGGCUAUUCUAUUGUUUAAAAUAAAAUGUUUGGAUAUUAAAUUGUAUUUAUCCAAAAAACUAUACUCCAGAUGCCAGUUUAUUAUAUUUAUCAUGGCUCAAUAUUAACAAAUGUACUUAAAUUGAUACAUAUAGAAAUAGAAGCCAGUUUUGAAACACAUUCAUCCAUCCUCCCUUAAACUUUUGUUUAUCAUGUUGAAUAUAAACCUUUUGUUUCUCAACCCAUGAGAAAGAAACACUCAAUAAUGAAUGGAUUGUAUUGUAGGAACAAAUUAAAUCAACCCGUAUUAAAGCUCGUUUCUUAAAUAAUAAAUGCUUGCAAUUUUCUACACAAUUGUUGGCAGAGGAGGUUUUUUUAUCAUACGAUCAUAGAUAUGAAAAUAUACAAGAUCUUUAUAAGUUAGGCCAUAAAAUUAAAUUAUUUAUGUCAAGAAAUGGACAUCCCUGUUAUAGAAAAUUAUAUUUCAAUCACAUUAGAGUGAACUAAAGUUUGAUCCGAAGAAAAUUUGACACAACCUGGCAAUUAUACUAUAUUUCAAAAGGUUUAAUCGUUAUUUAGUGAUAGCAAAAAAUAUUUUGUUAUUAGAAUGCUUAGUCCUAAAGAUAGUGGUGAAUUUAUGAUUUAGAAUGAGGUGGACUAAAAAUAAAAGAUAAUAAUAGUUUUUUGGAAUUGAAAUUAGGUUUUGUAUGAGGGGACUAAUACACUGUCAUUCUGUCACAUUUUAAUGUCUAUUUAUCAUACAAUACAUUGUUCAUAAUUUAAAAUCAUAUAUUAAGAAGUACUAGAUCCCACCUUAGAGAUAACUGAAUUGCUAUUCGUCGCCCUAAAAUUUAAAUUUUAUCGGCCUAAACUUUACUGAAACGACACAUCACCCCUAAUUCAAUUCUAACCCUCCAAACCCGUUGACCACUAUGGGCAGAGAAGAACUGUCGCCAUCACAACUCAAUUCUCACAUCACAUAUGGCUCGAGAAAAACUGUUGCCGCCGCCGCUUCCAAUCGCCCCUCCAUCCAUCCCAACCAGAUACACCCACCCAUCCCCCACCCGAAUCCGCAACUUCCACAUUUUAAUGUCUAUUUAUCAUACAAUACAUUGUUCAUAAUUUA